Molecule: messenger RNA, 412 nt
Organism: Loa loa (African eye worm)
Lineage: Eukaryota; Metazoa; Nematoda; Chromadorea; Rhabditida; Onchocercidae
Exons: 3
Source: RefSeq, a predicted model, not a curated record
GCUUGGUACAGGGACGCUGAUAACUAAUAAGGCCAAUGAGGGACAGAUAAGUUCGAAUGCAAAUGACACAACGAAAGGUCUUCUUAGUAUUGAUAAAAUACGGUUUUUUCUGCAUUGUCGUUUGUCCUCAAAGUUGGUUUUGCGUGUGUUCUCGAAGGAAGCAGCAGCAUCAUGGAUGAUAUGUCUCCAUGUCUCCCGAUUCGAAGACAAUGAACCAUUGAUGGGGAGAAAGGCGGUGAUCCUUUAUCCUGGAGGAGGAGACGUGUCCAGUCCAGCGAGACGUGUCUUCAGUAGAUUGUAUGGAAGCAACGCUGGUACAAACGUUCGAGAAGUCGCAGAGGGUGGCGAUGGAGGCUUUGCUCUAGCAGGAUUAUAUUUAAUUUGCUUUUUAUCGCUUGUGCUGAAUUACUGA